AUGAGGGAUUCUUGGUCCCAGCUAGGACAAAAUCGUCUUGUUUCUUUUCAGACGUUCAAAUUCGUUCCAUUAGUAUGGCUGCACCAUCUGAUGGACGCAAGGAAAAUUGGUGACUCAAUUGUACACAUUUUUAUUCUCGUCGCUAUGGCGGUGCAGCGUAUGCAGGAAAAUAUGUCAGUCGAUCACCAGUCGAGCUCUGUCUUGCAAAAUGAGGCGCUCCUUUUGGACUUUGCUUGGGAGCGGCUAAAUACGGGGCAUUUCUCCGAAGUUGAUCAGUGUUGGAGGCUUCUUUAUGCUGCUACUUCAUUGGUGAAGUCCGUACGAUUGGCUUCGGAAGAACAGUAUUUGAAUGCAAUCGCUGCGGCUGAUUUUGGCUUGCUGAUGGGAGAUGGAAUCCCGGAUCAACUCCUGCAGAGAUAUGCUCAGUUUUGUGACAGCCUUCUUCCGGCUCCAUCAAAAUUUACAGAAAGUGAUCUGGUUCUCUCGGUACCAAGAAGUUUACCCAAUUCUGUCCCUAUCAAGACGUUUGACGAACUGUCAAAGUGGGAUUUCAUUGAUCAGUUUCUCGCACGAGCUGAACCGGUCAUCGUCAGAGGCCUCAACAACCACUGGCCAGCAUGUAGAACCUGGAAGUGCGUUUUCGUUCAACAUCUUUCAGAUUUUCAUUCUGCUUCGACUACCUUCAUCGAAAUUCUUUGCCGUCGCGUCGUUCCUGUAGAACAGGGCUCUAAAUAUACGGACAAUGACUGGGCUCAAAAACUCAUGACCGGCUCAGAAUUCUUCAGUUCACUUCGUGAAGAUCAGUUUAUUAAAUGUGAAGUGAAUUGA
Molecule: messenger RNA, 828 nt
Organism: Cooperia oncophora
Lineage: Eukaryota; Metazoa; Nematoda; Chromadorea; Rhabditida; Trichostrongylidae
Source: the annotation of a GenBank genome assembly